Messenger RNA from Physella acuta, 1011 nucleotides. RefSeq lists its product as uncharacterized. The record is from RefSeq and is a predicted model, not a curated record. Lineage: Eukaryota; Metazoa; Mollusca; Gastropoda; Physidae.
GUCAGUCAGCCACGCCCACACAGAACGGCGACAGGUAGAAGACUGUUGUUGAUCAGGUGUAGGUACAACCAUCACAACUGUGCUGAGUGCUAACGUACAACCAUCACUGCAGCUACUGUGCUGGAUGCUAAAAAACCACAAAGUGACAUCGAUCAGAUUUUACCACCAAAAAUGACGUCAUUAACCAGCCUCGUUGUGGUCAUGAGUAUGCUGGCAGUUCCAGUAACUUCUGACUGUUCGUCUGGAAUACAGAACUGUUUGAACAUUUUGAUGGACAAUGUGGGACAACACGGUGAAGACAGCUCGGCUUUGUGUCAUGAUUUUAACGUGUAUGUCAAAUGUGUGCUGGACGUCUGUCAUCUGACAGAAGCCCAGGCCUCAACUGUAAUCAACAAAGCUGAAGAGCAAAUGGCUGCCAAAGGUUUAAAUUGUAAAGUAGACCUGUCAAAGUUAAAUACAAGUGACAUCCAAACGACGGCGGCACCUCACACACCAACUACGUGUACCGAUGCUGCCAUGGUGUGCACCAAGACCUACAUCAACAAUGUCUUCCUACAAGCAAGUUCCAGCACAUUCCAGAUCUGUCCCUUGGUCAACCAGUACGUGCACUGCCUGGUGUACUCACCAUGUGACCUGAGCAGCAUCAAAGACAUGCUGAAAGUAAAGGUUGAGGCCGAACUUUCAAAGCAAGGAAUUUACUGCGACAUUAAGGACCCCCUGUAUGGCCGUGAAAUAACAACAACGGAGCCAUCCUAUACACCAAAAAGUUUGUACCCUGAUCGUUCAUUCGGUGAUCACCAGUACUAUAAAGACAGCCAAUGGGGCCGAAAUUCCGCUCCGUCCUGGAAGUCCCAGCUGACUUUUGUGUUCACGCUGAUAUUGACCUUGACCUUGGUUUGAUAUUGACCUUCACCUUGGUGUGACCUAGUUUUUAAACUAUCUUCCUGUCCAAUGACAUCUCAUUAAAGCUUUGGUUUUUUUUUUUAGAUUAAAUUUUUUGAACUUCUGGCC